Manduca sexta (tobacco hornworm) is the source of this 5275-nucleotide messenger RNA. RefSeq lists its product as uncharacterized. The transcript is spliced from 6 exons. The coding region runs from base 227 to 985 and encodes 252 amino acids. Lineage: Eukaryota; Metazoa; Arthropoda; Insecta; Lepidoptera; Sphingidae. The record is from RefSeq and is a predicted model, not a curated record.
UAAUGAAUUCAGGUUGACAACGAGAAAUCGCAACAAACAUUUUCCAGGCGUGGCUUAUUAUGUUAAAACUGAUUUUUAUAAAUAAAAUAGUAUAAAAGUGGAUACAAAACCGACAGAAAAGGAAGAUAAGUAAUACCAAUGUGGGCUAAAAGCAGCAUAUUGUAGCAAAAAGUGUGACAUUCAAGUGAUUCUUAUAAGGGCGUUGACAAAGUUUCAUAAAAUAAUCAUGUACGGCCGCAAAACACCAUCCACAUAUCGAUCCACACCAUCUGUUUAUUCACAUUAUACUGGAAAAUCAUCAACAAAUCUACGUUCAGCCAAGUCGGUGAGAUCUCUGCGAGUGCCAUGGUACCAGAAACCCAUCCUGCAUGAUGCUGUUGUCCUGGAUCUACAGAGGGGUUCUCUGCUCACCGCAUGUUUGUCUUUGUUCAUAUCGCUGUUCUCGUUCGCGCAAAGCAUAUUCGAUCUGUACUGCCUGUACAUGGCGACGCCCGGGUUCCACCACACCGGAUAUUACGUCAUCAGCUUUCAGUUUGUGUACGUAGGCAGCCCACCAGUGCGCAAUGUCCUUAUUGUGUUCUCGCUGUUCUCCUGGCUUGGGUCGAUUGCUGUUCUGUUCACGAGCAUUGUGCUUGUCAAUGCACUAAGAAAGGAACACGAAAAACGCAUAGUACCAUGGUUAUACACCUUCGGCGUUUUUAUUCUUUUCCGCCUAGUAGCUUUCAUAUUCGCGUCCAUAGUUAACGAUAUGAUAUUCGCUUACAACGUCAUCAUGUGUCUAUGCUGGAUCGUAUUCUGCAUCGCCGGUGUCUAUGGAUGGCUGUUGGUCUACAGUCUAUACCUCGAGUUGGCGGAUUUAACCAAGUUGGAGGAUUUGGCACAUUUGAGAAUGGGCACAAUGGCGUCAAUAAACGCAUCGCUGGCCGGCUCGCGUCCCACCACGCCGCACAGCACCGUCUCGACGAUGCCGGCGUCGCAGAUUUGAUGCCACGACCCGGCGCCAGAGAACGCCGAAGAGUGCGUGCCACUCAACCAGAGCAUAGAGACUCCCGUGUGAAUCGCAAGUCUUUAUUUCACCACCGGUUAAUAAUCGUUAAUGUCAUCAUCGAUCAUAUAAUGUCAACACAAAUUUCAUCACCAGUCAGAAUUCAUCACUGUACUCUAAGAUUGUCAUUUCAGUUUGUAUACGUCAUCACUUGUCAGUACAUACCUUAGUCAAUGUAUGAAAUAACUGAAUAUGACAAAUUAUUGUCCAUCACGUCACCAGUCAGAUAUAAUCAUUCAGACCUUAAAUAUAGAAAUACUAUGGUCAUGUUACUUUCGCACAAUUUCAUAACUAUUAGAGGUUUAAGCUAAACUUAAUGAACCUAGUUGGUAAUCCCUUAUUCCUUUGUACGGGGCUGGACUGCAAUGACAUCAUGUUGGGCUAUUGCGGAUUGGGCGUUUGCUAUUGCCUUUUUAGUAGUAGGCAAAGUGUAUCAAAAUUAAGGGUCAUGUCACGCACGAAGACGCGUCCCACCACCUUUUGAGCUGGGGUGUUGCGGAGUUUCGUGGGGUAAGGGGGAUCUAAGCACUCUUCCCGAUGUUAAAUUUUUAACGAAAGUAGUGUGGCGUGUCUUCUUGGAUGAAAUGUUCUAUAGCGAAGAUGGUCUGAUAACCGCGAUGUUAAAAUUAAGGCUUGAUCUAAAACCACUUGGUGUGACUGACAAUGGAUUUUAACUUGUAUUUCUUUCAUAUUUAUGCACCAUAUUUGCAUUCGUUUUGUAUAUUACAAGUUAUGUCACGUACUUACUGAUGACGUAGAAAUAAAUUGUUUUUUUUUUGUUAUGUUUAAAUCGAAAUAGAUUUAUCACACGCAAUGAUAAUGGGAAUCUCUUAGAUUAUAAAAACAUUAUGUGAAAUUGGUAAGGAGAAUUAAUUAUACAAAAUGUUUUUGUUACUAAAACAAAUAUAAGACACUAAGGGUGGCGAACUUUUCAUGGUAAACGUGCCUUUAUUAAAAAUAUUAAUAAUAAUAAGGCCUGUAAGGUACCAUCUAGGACUAGUUUUAUCUAUCCGUUUUUUUAUGACCCAUCUAUGUUUUUGUUUUUUUUUUAUCGGGGCUCGACAAAAUGACUUCACAGCCAUGAUGUUAAGCGAAGUGAGCCCAAAGAAAGAUACAUAUACAAUGAUUGGCAUAUUUUCGCGUGCCCGAAUUAUUUUGUUCUAUGCCAUUAACACUGUUCUGGAGUGGCGACCACGAACCGGACGCUGCGUAGGCAGGGUCCCUACGAGAUGGACCGACGAUCUGGUGAGGGUUGCCGGAGUCCGAUGGAUGAGGGCGGCCUAGAACAGGUCUCUGUGGCGCUCAAUGGGGGAGGCCUAUGUCCAGCAGUGGACAAUUCCCGGCUGAAACAAUGAUGAUGAUGCCACUGGCACGCAUGCCAUUGGUUCGCCAUCCCUGCUCUAUAUAAUAUACUAGCGACCCGCCCCGGCUUUGCACGGAUGCAAUGCUGACUAUUUAAUGGAUGUUAUUAUUAUAAAUAUAAACCUUCCUCUUGAAUCACUUUAUCUAUUAAAAAAAACCGCAUCAAAAUCCGUUGCGUAGUUUUAAAGAUUAAAGCACACAUAGGAACAGAGAAAGCGACUUUGUUUUAUACUAUGUAGUGAUGAUUAUAUAUAAAAGAACAGAUAUGUAAUGUAUAAAAUAUGAUUUAAAAAAACUAUAAUGUUGCAGUUUGUAUAAUUAAUUAUACGGAAAAGACAAUUAUGUUUAUGACAAAAACACCAAUAACAUAGUUUUAAGUUUAUAUUUUAAUGCGCCCUUAUUUUGUUAAGAUUUCCGUCCGAUUAAUUUAGUUGUAUAAGUUGUAGCUGAUUAUUUUAUAAAGUAUUUUUAAUAUCUCACGAAACGUGUAAGCAAACAUUUCGCCAUAAACUUUCAUAGUACUUCUCGAUCAUAUUUCUUACGUAAUCUUAAACUAAAUAUUGCUCUUUUCAACAAUAUAUAUUUAUAUUGCCUAUAAGUUCUAUUUUGAAUCUUUAUUGACUUUAUAUCAUGUUUUUCAUAACUUAAACUCGAAUAUAUAAAAUGUAACGCAUACUCGCUAUGUCUGAGUGUCAUUUUUGUCGAAAUACUUUACGGAAAGUAUUUAAUUUUACAAAUAGUUGAAUGUAUUGUGCCUAUAAAACAUUCGGAACACCGUACUUAGUGCCUUCAUGUUAGUGCCUGUUUGAAUUAUACCUUAAGAUCUAGAUGUAAAUGUUUACUUUUGCUUAUAACUCAUGCUAUAUAUAAUUACCAACCUACCUAUUAUAGGUGGUCUCUUAAUUCCUGUAAUCAUAAGUAUCAGUGGCGAAGGAUGAAAUUUUCCGAAAAGGCACCCGACAUAACUUACAAGUUCUAAUUAUAUGCACCCAAGCGGUCUGGAAAUCGUUGUAAUGAUGAUCAGAUUUUACAUAGAUUACGAAAGGGUUUCGUUACAAAUCGGGAAAUAUGGACCCUUCGCGCCUGUUCAUAUUAAUAAAGAAAAUAUCUGAAGAAGUAAAUGUUUACCGUCCGAUAGUUAUAUGAUCGACAUUACUAAUAUAAUCGAUAAAAAUAACUCCGGAAUAAUAAGCAUUUAGGUCUGAACCGGCCAUUGCAGAGUAUUAUUAGAGUUCGAGGCCGUCUAGUGUAGAAACUAAUCGUGGUAGCGAUGUGGUGGAUGAUGGUAAUUGACAACGGAAACUGAUGUUCUUAGUGGUCUAGUAGGAAACAUCAUUAAUAAUGAAGAACCUAAAAACCAUUAGGGAUGUAAUGUUCUGCGCUAGUUGCAAUAAUUUAGACUAUCUGUCUGAAUUUUACCCCAGAACAUCUGUACCUAUCUUCACUAAUAUUAAACUACAAAAAAAAAAACUGAAUUUACUAGUCAAUUGACUGGCGAAUUAGUAAGUUAACUAAAAUUGAAUAUUUUAUUGCUACAUAUAUUUUUGUACUAAAAUCCACUACACUGCUAUCGCUGAAUAAGUAUAUUCUUUAAGUAUUUCUUUUUGCAAGUAUUUACUUAGUAACUGCACGUACGAAAAGUUUGCAUUUAUUUCUCUUAGUUCACGUAGUUAUUUAGAAGGUUCAUCUUUACAAUCCUCUAACACUAUGGGGCCCAAUUGAUCAAUUCGAGUGAACUUUACUUAUUUCUAUAUUUUGUAAGUUUAUCCAGUCAUGUUUAAUGCCGGCGCCACACACAGACAAAUAUUUGAACAAACAAUUUGACACACAUUUGAACACCGUUCCAAAUUUAAAUUUUUAUAGCUUUUACUUUUAGGUUUCCAUAUAAUCGAUUCUCAGUCAAGCAACUCGAUAACUUUGAACGCUUUGAUGUGUGGUCGAAAAACCGAUACGGAAUGGCAAAUACGCAAACAUUUAAACAAACUUUGCACAAAUACGCAAAUACCCGUGCCACACAUGAGUUCAAACAAGUGUUAAAAUAAUUUUGCUAUGUGUGGCGCCUGCAUAAGGCUUACUUGUACAGUUAAGUGGGUCGAUAUAUAUGUACUACGUAGAUCUGACGUUUCGGACACUCGUAUUCAACUGAAGUGUACUGCAAUCAGGUAUUAUUUUACUGAUACUCUAUUUAAGCGCUUUAGCACUGCAUUUUUAAAGUUUCGUGAGACGACGAUUGAUGUUUUAGUGCUGCAGCGAACUUUAGUACUGACUCCAGAUUUUGAACAAAUAGUUUAUAUGGAAGUUUCGUGUCUAUAAAAUAUACGUCAAUGGUUAAUUGUGAUAUUUACCAUUACGAAGAUUAUUUGUGCCCCACAUUGCGCGAUGUUAUUUUAAAAAGACUACAAUACUUUUUUUAUCGAUUUUGACAGUUGGAGCAUUUGGAGUUAUACGAUUGUGUGGAUGCACCAUUGACACAUUUUAUGCAAUUUUUUCUUUAUUACAAGUUGUGAACUGAAUAUUAUAAGGAUUUUCUAUAAAAUGGACAUAAAAUGUUACCGGUAUUGGUAAGUCAGUAUGAAAAAUAAGUUGGGUAUUUUGAUUGCUUUUCUUUGUAUGAUAAAAGGGGCGACUUGAAGCCGAGUGAGAAAAAAAAUGUUCAAAUAUUUGACACAAUGUAUGUAAUAAGUAUCAAGAAUGGGCAAUGAUACUCUAGAAUGCAACUAUUGUAUUUUUUUGUAUUAAAAACUCAAUGUUUCUGUUUGUAAGACAUGUAUAAAAUUGAAGAAAGUACUGAUUGUUAGUAGGAAACCGUCCAAUAUAUUUUAUAUGUAAUAUUUUAUCUUGUGUACGUGAAAUAAAAAUUACUCAGUA